AUGUAUGUGAAAUGGUUUGAUACAGUAAUGUUUUACUAUGUGAUUUUAGUGUAUUUUGUGAAUGUCACUUUUUCACAUUCUAAAUUUCCCGCCGUACCGUCCCCAUACGUCCUGACGUUGAAGGGGAUGGAACCCAGAAGACAGGUGCCGGCAUCGGGGGACAUCACAGGGGACACUGCAGGAGGGACAUCGUGGGAGCGAAGGACAAGGAAAGUGAAGAAGAGAUCCCGGGAGUAGCGCUAAAAGGUAUUCCCGAGUGUAGCUCGGGGUUACCGCUUGUGCUACACUCGGGAAUACCUCCAGGGAGGUUA
Messenger RNA from Staurois parvus, 311 nucleotides. NCBI's taxonomy places the organism in Eukaryota, Metazoa, Chordata, Amphibia, Anura, Ranidae. The record is from the annotation of a GenBank genome assembly.